Messenger RNA from Elephantulus edwardii (Cape elephant shrew), 1440 nucleotides. RefSeq names its product adenylate kinase 8 (gene AK8). Gene Ontology annotation, biological process: nucleoside triphosphate biosynthetic process. The coding region runs from base 1 to 1440 and encodes 479 amino acids. The record is from RefSeq and is a predicted model, not a curated record. The transcript is spliced from 13 exons. Gene Ontology annotation, molecular function: AMP kinase activity; ATP binding; nucleoside diphosphate kinase activity. Gene Ontology annotation, cellular component: cytoplasm. NCBI's taxonomy places the organism in Eukaryota, Metazoa, Chordata, Mammalia, Macroscelidea, Macroscelididae.
AUGGAUGCUGCUACGGCUCCGCACCGCAUCCCCCCGGAAAUGCCUGCGUACGGGGAGACGAACCACAUCUUCGAAAUGAUGCAGGUCAUGCUGGAGCAACUCUUGAUUUACCAGCCCAAGGAACCUAUCACCUUCAUGAUCUGCCACUUGCAGCGUAACAAUGAUAAUGUACCGAAGAUUGUAAUAUUAGGCCCACCUGCCUCCGGGAAAACAACUAUAGCAAUGUGGUUGUGUAAACAUUUGAACAGCAACCUCCUUACUCUGGAGAACUUGAUAACAAAAGAGGCUUCCAUUCUGGCUGCUGAAGCCACACAGCAUUAUGAGAAAUACAAGACAGUUCCCGACACGGUGCUGGUUAAACUGAUUCAGGAGCGCCUGAAUGAUGAAGACUGCAUCAAGCGGGGUUGGAUUCUGGAUGGUAUCCCAGAAACAAGGGAGCAGACCUUGAUGACCCAGACCCUCGGGAUCAGCCCCAGGCAUGUUAUUGUGCUGAGCGCUCCAGACACAGUUCUGAUUGAGAGGAAUGUGGGGAAAAGAAUCGACCCUCAGACUGGAGAAAUUUACCAUACCACCUUUGAUUGGCCCUCGAAAUCAGAAAUCCAGAACCGACUGAUAGCCCCAGCGGAUAUCUCAGAGCUGGACACAGCUCGGAAAUUGCUGGUAUAUCACAGGAACAUUGUCAAGAUCAUGCCUUCUUAUCCCAAGAUCCUCAAAGUCAUCAGUUCUGACCAGCCAUGUGUGGAUGUCUUCUACCAGGCUCUGACCUAUGUUCAAACCAACCAUCGAUCCAAUGCCCCAUUCACGCCAAGGGUGUUGCUCUGUGGACCUGUCGGCAGUGGAAAAAGUCUGCAGGCCGCCCUGUUGGCCCAGAAAUAUGGCCUUAUCAAUGUCUGCUGUGGGAAACUGCUGAAAGAGGCUGUGGCAGCGAAGUCAGGAUACAGCAACCUCAUCCAGCCCUAUUUUGAAAAAAAGAUGGCAGUCCCCAACGACAUCAUCUUGAAGAUCCUGACCAAACGCCUGAGCCAGCAGGACUGCAUUCAGAAAGGCUGGGUGCUACAUGGCUACCCGAGGGACCUGGACCAAGCAAUGCUGCUGGAAAACCAAGGACACAAGCCCAACAGGGUAUUUUUCCUGAAUGUACCAUUAGAUUCUGUCAUUGAGCGACUAACCCUGAGAAGAACCGAUCCUGUCACAGGAGAAAGGUAUCACCUCAUGUACAAGCCACCCCCAACCAUAGAGAUCCAGGCUCGGCUCCUGCAGAACCCAAAGGAUGCUGAAGAGCUGGUCAAACUCAAAAUGGAUCUUUUCUACCGGAACUCUGCUGAGCUGGAGGACCACUAUACACAUGCCAUCACCAUCAAUGGGGACCAGGACCCCUACACUGUCUUUGAAUACAUAGAGAGUGGGAUCAUUAAUCCCCUGCCCACGAAAGUCUGCUGA